Polistes dominula (European paper wasp) is the source of this 2841-nucleotide messenger RNA. Its product is annotated as general transcription factor 3C polypeptide 3. NCBI's taxonomy places the organism in Eukaryota, Metazoa, Arthropoda, Insecta, Hymenoptera, Vespidae. The record is from RefSeq and is a predicted model, not a curated record. Gene Ontology annotation, cellular component: transcription factor TFIIIC complex. Gene Ontology annotation, molecular function: protein binding. Gene Ontology annotation, biological process: transcription by RNA polymerase III.
UUGCUUUUGACUAGUGUUUACCCUUUUUGUAAGAGUUCUAUCUAAAUAAAUGUUGCAGUAAUAAGAAAACCAAGGUAGACGAUUUAUUUUGCAAAAUGGAGGAAUUAACAGUGGAUAAUAAUGAAACAAACAUGGAUAUUGAAACAAAUUCAGAAGUUAAAUCAAACAACGAACAGAAAGAAAACAUAAUGAUCAUUGAACACGAUAAAAGUGCUAUUAUUCCAAUAAUCAUAGAAGAAUUGGAUGAAAAUGCUAUCAAUUCCAUGAACGUGGAUAUAACCGAGUUCAAGGAAGCUAAAGCUUUAAAAGUGCAGGAUGUAUCUGAAACAAUCAUUUCAUCGUACAUGUGUUCUCAAGAAGGUAGUUCUGUUAACGAUAUUCUAAUGGAGAUUGAUGACCAAAAUAUGAUAUUAAUCGAAGAAGAAAGAUUGACUAAACAAUUUGUGAAUGGUGAAGUAACGUUCAGCGAGUAUUCAUCUAAAAUAAUUGAAACUCCAGACCCAGAAAUCUCAGAUAUGGAUAUAAAUGAAAGAGAUACAGAAAAGGAGCAAGAAGUUUCGCAACAAGUUGUUAAUAAAAAAGAAAAACAAAGGACGUUAUCAUCGUCAGGACCAAGAAAAAGACGAAGAAUGUUUCCACCCGUUUUGCAAGGUCUAAUGGGUGAAGCUAAUAUACGUUUUGCUAGAGGAGAAAUAGAUAUUGCGGAGAAAUUAUGUAUGGAAAUAAUUAGGCAAGCACCAAGUGCUCCAGAACCAUUUCAAACGUUAGCAAUGAUAUAUGAAAAUGAUCAACCUGAAAGAUCAUUACAAUACGCAUUAAUAGCUGCACAUCUUAGUCCAAAGGAUGCAGAUCAAUGGACCAGAUUGGCUAAUUUAUCAAUGGAGAGUGGGAAUAUUAAUCAAGCGAUAAUGUGUUAUUCCAAAGCAAUUCAAGCUAGUCCAAAGGAUGUACAUUUGUAUGAAACGUUGAUAGAACUUGAAGAACAGAAUGGUGAUAAAAAAGCUCAUAUUAAAGCUUAUACUAGAUUAUUACAUCAUUUGGAUUCUGAUCAAGGCCAAGAUAUAUUGAAAUAUGCUAAAUUAUUAGCCAAACGACACAUGCAAGAGAAUAAUAACGAACAAGCGUUCCAAGCUAUGGAUUGUAUUUUUGUUAAAUGUCCUGAAUUGAUAACAUUAGAAGAAGUUAAUAUUAUGACUGAAUUGUUAAUUAGUUUAAAACGUUUUGACAGAUGUUUAGACAUUUUAAUUAAGUAUACCAGUAUUUGGGUUAAAUUUAAAGAAACUUCGGAUGAAAAUGAUUCCGAAUCUCCUAAAGUACGUGUAAUAGAAACCUGUGAUAUGCCAGAUGACGUUGUAGUAGAUUUAAAAGCCAAAUUUCUUAUAACACUUAUCGAACUUAAUGAAAUAAAUAUGGCGGAUAAACUUUUACCUAAAUUGUUAACGGAAGAUCCAGAAAUGUCUGGAGAUUUAUUUUUAGACGUAGCCGAAUCUUUUAUGGGUAAAAAUGAAUUUCAACGAGCUCUUCUUUUAUUAGAUCCAUUAGUCGAAAGUACUAAUUUUAGUUUAGCAGCUGUCUGGUUGAGACACGCAGAAUGUUGGGUUGGUUGUAAAGAUUUAAAAAAAGCUAUUAAAUCUUAUGAAGUAGUUAAACAAUUAUCUCCUCAACAUUUAGGUGCUAGACUAGCAUUAGCUAAACUUUAUAAAUUUAAAGGACAAUAUGCUAAAGCUGCAGAAGUUCUUAAACAAGAUCCAGAAUUGGACACAUUGGAUCCUAAUGUUAUUUACAUGAGAACACUAUUACUUUACAAAAAUCAAAAAUAUGACGAAUAUUUUAAAUCAGGAAUGUUAUUACUUUCAAGACAUUGUAGUAAUAUUAGAUCCAAACCAGAACUUACUGCUUUAACAAGAGCAACUGGAGUACGUCAACGUCUUGAAUCAUUACAAUUGCAUAGAUUAUCUUGCGGUGAAAAACUUAUAGAAGAAAAUCAACCAACGUUUAUUAAUAGCGAAGAACCAAGUGAAAAGAAUGAAUUUCUUUUACUCAUUCAAAUGUGUAAAUUAGCUUACGCAACUAAAAAAUUUGGAUUACUUCAAAGAUUAUGUUUUAGUGCAUUGACAUCAAAAAGAUUUGAGAAGAGAAAUUCUCAUAUCGUAUUCCUAUGUUUGAUAUCAUGCAUUCACAAUAACGAUUCCUUUCAUGGAUACAAUAUUAUUCGCGAAAUAGUCAAAGUUUGUCGACGUUCAAAUUCAAUCAAUUUGCUUAAUAUAGUUAUUCAAAGAGCUGAAGAUUCUCGACACAAUAGAUUCAUAAUGCGUUUACUUGGACGAGAAGAUGCAUUUUCUCAAUUGCAUAUAAUGCAUGCAAAUAAUUGUCUCGUCUCAGGAACAUACACUUAUGCUCUCAAUGAUUAUAUAUCACUCUUCAGAGUAACACCUAAUGCAUUACUAGCUUUAUUAAUUUCUGUAACAAUGUUACAAAUGGCCUGCCAAAAGAAUUCUAUGAAAAAGAAUCAGUUAAUAAUUCAAGCUCUUGCAUUUAUAAGGAUAUAUGCUCAACUACGAGGAGAGGAUGGUCGACAUGAAACGUAUUAUAACACAGGACGUUUAUUUCAUCAAAUUGGAAUGUUUCCAUCAGCCAUACAUUAUUAUAAAUUAGUUCUUCAUACUGAUCCAGGAGAAUUAGUUAAACAACAUGAAGAACUUUUACACUUGAAGAGAGAAGCUGCUUUUAAUCUUCAUCUUAUAUAUCUACAAUCUGAGAAUUUUCAACUUGCUAGAAUGUAUCUUGAAGAUUAUAUUACUGUAUAAAAAAUAAAUAGUAUAUUUAAGUAUAUACUGUAUA